AUGAUGAAUACUCUGGCCCCGAAAGUGGAAAAGGUAGUUUUCCACGCUAAAACAGCGUGGAAAGCGUUAAAUGGAGUAUUUGCUGUUUACAAACCGCCAAUGGUCACGUAUUUAAACGCACGGGAUACCAUAAUUCUUCGUCUCUGCGAAGAUUUGAACAGUAUGCGGGUACGUCCACCGAUCAAACAUGUGCGCAUUGAAGGUGAUACAACUAGGAAGAUGAAGGUACUUGUACAUCCGAGCUACGCGGAUCAUCCACUAGUCGUAGGUCCACGAUAUCAACCUAAAGACUUCAAAUUAAUAUGCGCUAAUUACCUGAGCAAAGAUAUGUCGGGUCUCAUGGUCUGUGGUAUUAACGAUGGUACCAGCUGGGCUCACAAAUUGAAGGAUUCUAAAUCUCCGACUAGUUAUCGAGUUAAAGGUCUCUUGGGGCAGGCAACGGACACCUAUUUUAUAACUGGGAAAAUCGUUGAAAAAUCUACAUAUAAAUAUAUUAAGCGCAGUGCAAUAGACAAAAUAUGCGCUUCCAUGCAGUCUGCUCAUCAAAGAAAGAUGUUCGAAUUAUGUGGAGUGAAUAUGCAGAGUCAAGCUGCAUACGAGUUAGCUGUACAAGGUCCAGUGAGACCUGUCGAUACAAACAUUCCAAUGAUAUACAACAUAAAAUGUAUAGACUUUACAUCUCCUGAAUUCACAUUAGAAAUUGUUUGCAUUAACGAGAACGACAUGUAUUUAAAAACUUUGAUUCACGACUUGGGAAUUCAACUCCACAGUGUCGCUACGUGCACUCAAAUACAGUGUUUCCGGUAUGGGUUAUUUCAUCUAAAUCUUGCUCUAUUGAAAAAACAUUGGGAGUUGCAAAACAUUUGUAAUAAUAUUGAACAGUGUAACGCUAUAAUUAAUGAAGACAGUUCUUUAUUGAAUCAAGACAAUCCGAUAUUGACAGAACGAGGUAAAUAAUUGAAAUCUUUUUCAAAUUUUAAUCAAAUGUACAUAGUAAAAGUAGGCCAUGUAAAUUGCUAGCAAAAAGGAAGACAGCUGGAAUGAUUUAUACAUAUAUAACAAAUUUCUCGUUCCAUGAGAAAAUAAUCUAAAUCUGUGCAUUAGUAGAAUGAAAGUAAAAUAAAAAUCAUUUAAAUUGCCAUGGUAUUAAGUAACAUACAUGCACAUAUUAAUACAGGCAUGUUUCUUUCAUUCUGCUUGCAACAAUAUGAAUAUAUCAUUAACCAUCAGUUUCUCACAUCAUCAUUUGAUUACCUAGUGAAUUUAUGAAAGAGAAUUUGAACACGAUGGAAAUCGAAAUUAUUUUGUCAUGGAACAAGAUAUACAAACAUUAGAAAAUAUGCAUGUGAAUAUACAUGUAAAAAUAUUAUUUUUAUAACGAAAAUAAAUGUUUGUUCCGCCAAUAAUGUUUAACCAAAA
Molecule: messenger RNA, 1419 nt
Organism: Temnothorax curvispinosus
Lineage: Eukaryota; Metazoa; Arthropoda; Insecta; Hymenoptera; Formicidae
Product: mitochondrial mRNA pseudouridine synthase Trub2
Exons: 4
Coding region: 1-957 (318 amino acids)
Biological process (GO): pseudouridine synthesis; RNA processing
Molecular function (GO): RNA binding; pseudouridine synthase activity
Source: RefSeq, a predicted model, not a curated record